AUGAAUGCAGAAAAAAUAUUGAAAAACAAGUCAACUUAUUAUAACUUGACUCAAGAGUUUAAUCUUUCUGAUACUUUGACUAAUUUAAUAAAAGAAGAGCUUGAAAUAAAUAGUGAUUCAAGUGAAUUAUUUAAUGUCAAUUGUUAUAAUAACUUAAAGACGUUGGAUAAUUUACCAGCACAGGAUGUUAAUAAUGAAAGAUUAACAUGUACAGAGUUGAAGCCAAUUGAUUUUAACGUAUCGUCAUGCUUUAAAUCAUCGCCGAUAAAAAUAUCGGCUACAAAAAAUUUAAAAAAUGUCAACGGUAAGACAAAUCCAAGGAGACUUGGUUAUUCUAAAAAACGUAGAAGUAGAAAUAUUAACAAACGAAACUUGACAGCAAAUGAAUUUCUAAAACAAGGUGCUGAUGCUGAUCAUCAUACAAUUGUUGAAAGUAAUUUUGACAAUGAAAGUAAAGAAAUAAAAACCGUAAGUAAGUUGAUUAGUAACGUUGAAAAUAAAAAUAUUCUUUCUGAACCAAUGAUUCUAGAAAAAGAUAAUCAAAGGAUUGUUGAUGAUAGUCUUUAUAAUUUAAAUUAUAGUAUAAGUUUAAAAAAGUCUAGUAAUAAUGUCGAAAAAGAAAUUGAUAUUGAUAAGGAUUGUAAUAAAAUGCAAAAUGGAAAAAUUUUAUCAACAUCAAUGAUUCAUGAAACUUGUGAUGAAUCAAUUUUAAAAACUAGCAAUUAUUCUGAAAAUAUUGAAGAUAUUCAAAGGUAUAUUGAACAAACACAAGAUAAGAAUAAAAUUUCAACGCCAGUUCAAGAGAAAAAUAACGAAACAAUUGCUGUGGAGAAUUUUAACAACUUAGAUCAAGAAUUUAUUAUUGAAGAAGAAUUUGUUAUAGAUGAUCAGCCCGUGUGUGAUGUAAGAAAUGAAAAUAUGAUUCUAACAUCAAUGAAUUCAGAAGAGAACAAUGAACCAAUGGUUGUUGAUAGUCCUGGUGGUUUGGAUAAAGAAACUGUUAUCAAAGAAAAAUUUACUAUAAAUAAUAAUAAAUCUAUUUGUAAUUUAAAAGAGACAAACAUAGUUAUGGCGCCAAUCACUUCAGAGGAAAAUUAUAAAGCUGCUGUUGAUACUGCUCAUAUUUUAGAUCACAAGACUAAUACUCAAGAAGAAUUUAUAAUUGAUAAUAAGCCCAUUUGUGAUUUAAAGGAGAAUAAUAUGGUAUCUAUACCAAUGGCUGUAAAGGAAAAUUAUGAAACUGCUGGUAAAAAUAUUGAUCGUUCAGAACAAAAGACUGAUAUUGAAAAAAAAUUAAUUAUAAAUAGUAAUAAAUCCAUGAAUGAUUUAAAGGAAAAAAGUAUGGUCCUUGCACAAAUGGUUUUAAAGGAAAAUGAUAACUCAGAUGGUGAAACUGUCAUCGAAGAAGAAUUUACCAUCGAUAAUAAUCCUAUUUGUGAUGAAAAGAAUAAUAAUAUGAUCCCUAUACCAAUGACUGUAGAAGAAAAUUAUAAAACUGCUGGCGACAGCAAUAUUAACAAUGUUGAUAAUUUAGAUCAACAAACUAAUAUUGAAAAAAAAUUGAUUAUAAAUAAUAAUGAAUCCAUUUGUGAUUUAAAGAAGAAUAAUAUGGCCUCUAUACCAAUGACUGUAGAGAAAAAUAUUGAUAAUUCAGAUCAGGAGACUGUAAAUGAAAAACAAUUGGUUAUAAACAAUAAUAAACCCAUAAGUGAUUCAAAGGAUGAGAAUGUAGUGGCUGCAUCAAUGAUUCUAGAGAAAAACUUUAAAACUGCUAUUGAUAGCACAAUUUCAAUGUCAACGGUUCACGAGAAAAAUGUAGAAGAAACUGAUUUUGAUAAUUCAGAUCAAGAAACUGUUAUCGAAGAAGAAUUUACAAUCGAUAAUGAUCCCAUUUGUGAUAGAAAGAAGAAUAAUAAGGUCUCUAUAUCAAUGAGUGUAGAGGAAAAUUAUGAGACUACUGGUGACAAUGAUGACAAUUCAGAUCAAGAGACUGAUAUUAAUCAAGAAUUGGUUAUAAAUAAUAAUAAACUUACGAGUAAUACAAAGGAUGAAAAGGUGGUCUCUGCAUCAAUAGUUUUAGAAAAAACUUGUGAAACUUCUGUUGAUAGCACAAGUUCAAUGCCAAUGGCCCAGGAGAACAAUGUAGAAGAAACUGCUGUUGAAGAUUUUGAUAAUUCAGAUCAAGAAUUUAUUAUUGAAGAAGAAUUUACUAUAGAAGAAACCCCUAUUUUUUGUGAUUUACAGUAUGAACAUAAGGUUUCAACAUCAAUGACCCCAGAAGAAAAUCAUGAAAUGACAUCUGGUAAUGAUGUUGGCAGUUCAGAUCAAGAAAUUAUUAUUGAAGAAGAAAUUGUUAUAAACGAUUUCAAUGAUGAUGUUCAAAGUGAGAAUAGUGUUUCAAUACCAGCAGCUGUUGACAAUGCUUACAAUUCAGGACAAGAAUCUUUUAGUAACAAGUCUGAUGAUUUACAAAACGAAGAUAUUCUGCCAGCGCUACUUAACUUCAUGGAUAAUAAUUCUAUAACUGUUCUUGAUAAUACUGAUUGUUUAGACACAGAAAAAGAUUUGAAUAAAUUUAUUGAUGAAGUAUCAAGUGAAAAUAUUUUUGCAAUACCAAUUACACCAGAAAAAAGUAAUCACGGUAGUUCUGAAAAGAGUGAUCAUGUCUUCAUUACUCCUGUAAAAAGAUUAAAUAAGAAUUCAAUUAAUGAUUUAACACCUUUAAGUCUAGAAGGACUUAAUUCUGAUGACGAAUAUGACAAAUUGUGCAAUGAAAAAUUUCUUAAUCCUUCUCAUAAUUUCCAGCAAAGAUCAAUUCGUUCUGACAGUGAAUAUGAACGCAUGUGUGAAGUGAUACCAAAUAAUAGUAUGGAAGAAGCAAAAUUCAAUUAUGAAACUAGUGAUCUAUUAAAUUUCAAUGAUAUUGAUCAAUCAACUAACGAUAAGUUAGCUGAUUUACUGAAACCGCUGGAAACUAAUUCUCGUAGUGGAAAAAAUCAAGAUUAUAUGAUAACAAUAGAUCCAUUGAUUGAUCAUUCAACUUCGGGCGGUUCUUUAAGUGAUAUCUCGGAUGAAAGUGAUUUGGGUAUUGAAGUUAAAAGUAGACAUAUUAAAAAAAUGAUUAAGAAAAAUGCUGAGCGAAAGAAAUUUUUUAAAAUACAAAAGAAAUCUCAUAGUGCACAAAGUAGCAAUUCAGUAGUUGAAAAUGAAGACAAAUGCACUGAAGAAACUAGGUAUAGAACGAGAAGAAAACGGUUGAGAAGUAAUGGAUCAAUCAACUAUAAUGAAGAUACGGGAGAUAGUUUAGAUGAUAAUUUACGAAAGAAAGUAAAUAAGCCUAAGGUAAAACGUACUAAGAAAUCAUACAGCAAUAUUGAAGGAAGAAGAAGUUCCAGGCUUUUAAAAAAAUCUACUAAUAAGGAAAAUAGUCAAGAUGGUAAAGGAGACUGUGUAAAUAAUGUAAAUAGUGUAAAUAAUGGUAAAAAACUUCCAGUUAUUAGAUUACGGCGCAUAAAUAGCUUAAAACCUCAAGAUUCUAAUAAUCAAGAGAACGGAGAGAUAUCUAAAAAAAAUCCUGAAAAUUAUGUAUGGGCGAUGAAUUUUGACGGUUCAUUUAAUGAAAAUGAUCAAAGUUCUUUCAAAGAUAAUCAAAUUUUGAAUUCAAAUGACAUGAUAGCAGAAGUGAAUGAAAGUGUUACCACGAAAUUUUUCAGUGAUGAGGAAAAUCAAAGAAGUUAUAAUCAAUUGACUAAUUUGUCACUUAUGAAUAUAGACGAUCAUUUAUCUGAAAAAUUAUUAACUAAUGACGUAGUUAAUACAAGAACCGAGUUAUUAGAUGGGAAAUCGAAUGACAAAAAUAGAGAGAAUAAUGAUGAAAAUACAACUAAUUUAGAUAGUUUAGCAAAAACAAAUUUGAAACUCGAGAAGGAAGAAAUAUUCAGCCCUAUUUCACGGGAACUUUUACAUAAAUCUAGUCCUUGUGAAAAAGAACCAAGUGUUGAGUUUGGGGAACAACCUUGUAAUGAAAUUCAAGAAAAUAUGGACGUCGGCCAGCCUGCUGAAGAAACGAUGACGGAAUGUAGAUUACAAGAUACGAGCUUUGUAGGAAGACAAAUUAAAAUAGGUGAAAAAAUGAAAGAAUAUCUUAACGAUACUUAUCAAUCGGACGUUGAUGGAAAUGUAGUAAGUUCGUCGACAGAGAAAUGCUGUACUGAAAAAUCACCUACUAAACUAAAAGUGCAUAAUAACUCAAAGAGUCCAAAUGUACCUACAUCGAGUAAUGACAAUAAAUUAAUAGAAUCUGAGUCUGAAUUAUCUGACGCUAAUAAUAAUCAUGACUCUGAUUUUUCUGAUCCAUCAUUUUGCAGAAUGAGUGAAAAAUCAAACGAUUCAGAAUCUACGAACCCGGAUGAGAUUGAUGGAAGCAAAAAAAAAUUAAUGAAAAAACUAAUGUUUUUAAAAGUAAAACUUGAACACAAGGUUCCAAAACAACAUCAACUUGAAAGAAAUACGGCGGAUCCAAUUACUCCAAAACUUAGGGCUGAAUUUCGUAAAUAUGCAGAACUACAAACAGGACAAUUUACAGCAGAAGAAAAUGAAAUUCUGCGAAGAAAUUGGGAUCGUUUUUGUGAGGUUCAUAAGUUAGAUCCAAGUUGUGUAACACUGCUGUUACAAAAAUAUGAUCCUGCUAAAUCAUUAAUCGGUUACAUGAAAGAUAGAACUAAACUCUUGCAAUUUUUGGCUAGAGAUCUACCAAAUAGACUCUUGAAUAAAGUCUACAGACGUUUUAGAUAUUUAUACGCAGAAGGAGAAAAAAUAAAACAGAAGCCAAAUAUCCACCAGUUUUUGGUCAAAGAGGAUAGAAUGAUUAUGAAUUAUAUGAAUGAUGAAGAUAAACCAGAUGAUGAGAAAAAUUUGAAUAAAUUGUCAAAAUUGUUGAAACGACCGGAGUCAAUAGUAUUUGAGCGUUACAAUACACUAAAGAAUGGACAAAAUGCAUUUAUUGGGGAAAGAAAGAAAUAUAAUGAAUGGGACAUAUUAAGAGCCGAGAAGUUUAUAAAAGAGUUUAUGGAUUUAACUUUAACUGAAGACAUUGAGGAGCUGAGAUACGCCAGAAUUCCACAUUGUAUAUGGAUCGAAAUGGAAAAAAAAUUAAAGCUUCCCAAACUCAAGUUAAAAAAGUUUUGGUUUCAUCAGCUUCAUGUGCAACUAUUCAAUUCCAAGCCUAUUUUUUCUAGCGAUUUAAAGAUUAUGUUGAUUGAAUAUUUAUAUGUCAAAGGUAUUUCUAGUAGAGAUCAGAUUGAUUGGUCAGUUGUUGCCGAACACUUUGAUAAUUAUAUAACAUCGGAAUCUCUAACAAAAAUAUUUACUAUAUUGCUUAGUAGAGUACCGAUCAAAGAUGAAGAAAAAAAUUUACUAGAUUGUAUUGAGUGGAUGUAUGAAAACAAAAUUCCUGAAAUAACAGAAGCUAGAUACGACUAUCAAUUGCCACGAUUAGCUUAUAAAGAUGGAAAAUUAGAAAUUAUCGAUGAUUAUUGUAAUGGAAAUGGCUCAGAACUCUCAUCAGAUUGA
This is a messenger RNA of Cotesia congregata, 5571 nucleotides long. NCBI's taxonomy places the organism in Eukaryota, Metazoa, Arthropoda, Insecta, Hymenoptera, Braconidae. The record is from the annotation of a GenBank genome assembly.